Messenger RNA from Hydra vulgaris (swiftwater hydra), 1279 nucleotides. RefSeq lists its product as uncharacterized. Lineage: Eukaryota; Metazoa; Cnidaria; Hydrozoa; Anthoathecata; Hydridae. The record is from RefSeq and is a predicted model, not a curated record.
UCCAACAUUUAAAGAGUUGUCUGAUUUUCUUCUGUGUACAGUUAUUUCUUUGGGAAACUCCUUUGGAUCAUCUCGUAUUGAUUUUGUCAGCAACAGAUAUCCAGAAGUCAGUAUAAAAGAUCUUGAACGAGAUAAAAGAGCUUCAUUGGGAAGCUAGACAAUCAAGAUUAUGAACCCUAACCAAAAGGUUCCAAAGCAGUGGAAAAAAUACAUGUCUGUUGGAAGCAACAAAGAAGAUUUGGUAGACUUUUUAUAUCAAAGCUGGCAAUUGAGUGAUCCUAGUUUGUUUUGUGGAAUUUCAGUAUACAUAACACAUGGUGAAUUUUGUCAUCAAUUCGUCCCUAUAUUGAAAACUGUUGUUGUGAACGAAGUAGCUGCUUUGCACUGCAAUCAUGAGGAAGCAGAUACACGUCUUUUAGCUCAUGUUGAACACGCCAUCACCAACGGGAUUAAAAAUAUCAUUAUUCAAAGUCCGGAUACUGAUGUGUUUGUAAUAAGCUUAAGUAACACGUUUUGUAAAGAUAGUUGUCUAUACUUUCUCACUGGAAUAGGAAAUAAAAGAAGGAUAAUCUCAAUAAAUGCUGUCAUACAGCAUUGGAAUAAAAAUUGGUGCCAGGCAUUUAUUGGUUUUCAUACAUUUACAGGUUGUGACACAACAAGCUCGUUCAUGGGAAAAGGUAAAGGGAAACCCCUUAAGGUCCUCUUUGAGUAUACCGAAUUUCUUGACACAUUUAGUCGAUUAGGAGGUUCCUUUAUAAUUUCAGAAAGUGUUUUAAGUAGUCUGAAGAAGUUUGUCUGCUAUAUGUAUCAAAAGAAUUCUACUUGUAAUUCUGUGAACGAAAUGAGGUAUCAAUUGUUUAAAUCCGGAAUAUACGACGAAGAACUGCUCCCACAAACUUUAGAUUCUCUUAGAUGUCAUAUAAAACGAGUUAACUAUCAAUCAUAUAUAUGGCAAAAUGCAACUAAGCCUAUUCAUAAUUUAGAGGAUUUCCAAAACCAUGGCUGGAUGGUUAGUAAAUCAGGAAUCGCCAUUGAAUGGCUAAUGAAUCCAGUAGCACCAGAAAGUAUCCUAAACUUUGUAAAAUGUAACUGUACGACAGGUUGUGAUACUAAACGCUGUUCUUGUGUAAAAUCGGCUUUUAAGUGUUCAGAACUAUGUAACUGCUCAAAGUGUGAUAACACUGCUUUUGCUGACGAUGAAGAUGUUUAUGAUUAUGGUGUUAAGGAUUACGAUGAGUACGAAGAUGAAUUGUUAGAAGACCAAACUGAUUAUUUUUAA